Molecule: messenger RNA, 579 nt
Organism: Gongylonema pulchrum
Lineage: Eukaryota; Metazoa; Nematoda; Chromadorea; Rhabditida; Gongylonematidae
Source: the annotation of a GenBank genome assembly
UUGGUGAAUGAAGUUGGUCAUUCCGUUAAUUCAUUCCUUGCUUUACCGGAAACGAGCCGGGAUGGAAAUUUGCGUUCACGAUCGCAUGAAGACCAUCAGGUGUGUUUGUUACCGCGAGUACCAACGAUCAUGCACACUGCUGGAAGUUUGGUGAAUGAAGUUGGUCAUUCCGUUAAUUCAUUCCUUGCUUUACCGGAAACGAGCCGGGAUGGAAAUUUGCGUUCACGAUCGCAUGAAGACCAUCAGAUCCGCGAUAUGGAGAUUGUUGAAUCGGACUCGGGCGACUCAGUCAAACGAUUUAUCCCAGUGUCGAGUGUUCCCGUUUCAACCGCUUUUUCAAAUCCGCCAGUGUUGGCUGCAGUACCUCCACCCCAAGUAGCCAUUCCUCAGACGCCGCCACCUUCGAUCACUGCUGUUUCGUUUUCAAGUAAUAAAUGCGUAGUGAAACUUCGAGUUUCGAUCAAGGAACUAAUAUGUGUUGAGGCAAUGGCAUCAGCGAAGCAAAACCGGGCCUUCUCAAAAGCGGUUUGGCCGUGGCGUCGGAAGCGACUCUCCCAUGACAAUUAUAUGCGUCGUUAG